UCCGCCCACGGCGCGCGUCACGUCCACGGCCAGAGCGAGCAGAGUGGGACCCCGCAGCGUGUCGCUCGGUGUUCUCGACGGUUGCUGGGCGACGCGGAGCUGUUCGAUUCGACGCACUCCGCCUCAUGUGACCAUUUCCACGGCACUUGCGCGACACAUUUGGAGCGAUGAGAGCCAUCGUGGGGUUGGCGCACUACGUGGGACUUUACCUUCAACUUCACGCAGCUCUCGUCGCUGGACACGUUGAGCUGGAGAACCAUUUAUCUGCUAAUGCUCUUUUCACAGAAGUACCCCACGACGUCUCGACACAGAGCGGCGUAGAUGUCGAGAUGGCGUGCUCUUUCCGCGGGGCAGGUUCGCCUUCCUCCUUGGAGAUCCAGUGGUGGUACGUCAAGGACCACCGGGACUGGCUUAAGGAGCCUCCUCAGAUCACAAAUGAUGUCGUACCUUUGGAGAAGACCUUCAAAGACGCCACUAAAAUCAGUGUGGUGAAAGUGGCCGGCAGUAACAUUUCCCACAAGCUGCGCCUGUCCAGCGUCAAACCUUCCGACGAGGGCACGUACGAGUGCCGCGUCAUCGACUUCAGCGGCUCCGAGGUGCAGCACCACCGCGUCCGGGCCUACCUCCACGUGGAGCCCCAUCGAGGCCCCGGCGUCCGAGUCCCCGCAUCGGAGCGUCGGCCGGACGACGACGAGGUCCGCCCGCAUAAGCACGACCGCCGUCACAGGAAAGCGGAGGAAUACUGACUGCGCGGCGUCUGCCAGUUAGCCUGCAUGUUGACGAGCGGCGAGGAGAGGCCGUCAUCUUCACUGUGAUGGUGAGGCGGCGUUCGCUGCGGCUUUGUACUUCCAUCUGCUCUGUAUGCUUUGUCAAUUCCAGGAAGGACUAUUGAGUCUGCACAUAAGUGUAUUCAUGCAUUGUGACAAUGUGAAUAGAGCCAUUUAGCAUUGUUGGAAUGUGUUGCUACGCUACAUGUGCAGAGGGAUGCACAAUAUACACGAAUAAUGACAUCCCUGCAAUAAAGGGGCUCUAUCUAGAAUUGUUGUCUUGUGAUAUUAAACCGCUUUCAUUUUGUCCAAAACCUUAACACGUUUUCCACAAAAGACAUGCAACAGUAACUCAAGUAUUUCUAGCAUGUUUUUUUUUUUGUUUUUUUUAAUAUAACACACAGCUCUCUAUGUGAAUGUGAUGGCAGUUUAAUAAAAACUUGUAUUGUGCCAA
Molecule: messenger RNA, 1221 nt
Organism: Nerophis lumbriciformis (worm pipefish)
Lineage: Eukaryota; Metazoa; Chordata; Actinopteri; Syngnathiformes; Syngnathidae
Product: V-set and transmembrane domain-containing protein 2-like protein
Cellular component (GO): membrane
Source: RefSeq, a predicted model, not a curated record